This is a messenger RNA of Salvelinus sp. IW2-2015, 937 nucleotides long. Its product is annotated as guanylate cyclase soluble subunit alpha-2. The record is from RefSeq and is a predicted model, not a curated record. NCBI's taxonomy places the organism in Eukaryota, Metazoa, Chordata, Actinopteri, Salmoniformes, Salmonidae.
UCGAGCUGAUGUUUGACUGCAUGCUGACUGCGCGAGCAUCUCUCGGUAUCUUCCGAUCCUCCUCAGGCCCGCACCUGGACACACCGUUUCCCGCCCACCGGAGAGGAAUACAGCCAGCCAACUGCAGGGAUGAGAGGAUGAAGGAAUGAAAGGAUGAGUAGUUCACACAGACAGAGUCAGAAAGCCGUGAAGCCGCACAUGAUUUGAUAGUAGAGAGGUGCGCAGCAGGCAAAAUACUUCCAACUGGGAUUUCAAAGGGAAAACAAAAAGGACAACCGUUAAAACCGUUAGACAUGAGAUUCAGCUMGCGAAUCUAGUCCCUAUCUGGACGUCGCGAUAGCAUAUUUGUUUUUUCUCUAAAUGCUCGCGUGCCGUUAGUGUCGCUCUUGACCGGCGCGCGCGCCUCCCAAUCUUUCCCACGCAAGUGAAUCUGAUGAGUCCCCGUAGCCGUGUGUUGUUUCGUCGCCGCACGCGUACGCGCCCGGACUUCUCGCGCUUAGCAGCAGCAGCAUGUCCUCGCGCAAGAUCUCGUCAGAGUCGUUCAGCUCGAUGGGCUCGGAGUGCCUGGAGAGCCCUGGAGAUGAUGGCGACUCCUGCCCAUUUUCACGCAUCUGGAACGGCAAGAGCCCCGUGGAGAAGCUCGCGUGCCCGUUCGAGGACGCACCGGGACCCAAACGGGCGACAAGACGGAAGCGCGUGAACCUGGACUCGCUCGGGGAGAGCUUGAGGAGGUUAACGUCGCCCACGACACAGAUGGUUCAACAGUCUUUACAGAGAACCUUAGAGUUCUACAGACAGAAAGAGAUCAGGUGCAGAGAGGAUGGGAAGGAGGAAAAGAAAAGUGUUACUUUGGAGAAGUGUCCUUUUGUGGAUCAUUGUGGUUCUGGAGAAGAGGCAGACAUCUCAGGAAUACUACAGUACAUGGCUACUCUACAGG